AAUGUAUUUAGAAACACAACUAUUCAUAAUUUUUAACGGCGUAUCACCUUGUCAGUAACCACCACCAAUGUGUUUUCAAGCUGUUACCGCCUGUGACAACUAACGUAAGCCCGUAGCGGUAGUUUACCGGUAUUGGUCCAGUCGCUGGUGUGUUGUCUGUAGUCGAGGGAAUACGACCGAUUCGUCCUAAUAAUUUUAUUCCAUUUUUGAAAAAUCAUUUUUUUAAUCAUUUAUACUAUCAUGGACGUUUUGAAGAAAGGAUGGUUUAGUGAACUGACUGAGUUGUUGCCCGGAAGAUGUUUUUCAAUGGAGGUCGAACAAAUUCUUCACCAAGAAAAGUCCAAAUAUCAAGACAUAUUAGUAUUAAAAACAAAGUCGCAUGGAAAUGUAUUGGUACUCGACGGAAUGAUUCAGUGUACAGAAUUUGACGAAUUCGCGUACCAAGAAAUGAUAUCGUUUUUACCCUUAUGUAGUCACCCAAAACCACAAAGGGUACUUAUCGUAGGCGGCGGUGAUGGUGGUGUAGCUCGAGAAGUGUCUAAACACCCUUUGGUCGAAACUAUUGACCAGGUGGAAAUUGACGAUAAAGUAGUUGAAGUGUCAAAAAAAUAUUUGCCUUUCAUGGCAAUCGGAUUUGACAGUCCGAAGCUUAACCUCCAUAUUGCUGAUGGGUUUAAGUUUAUGAAAGAACAUGAAGCAUACUAUGAUGUCAUAAUAACAGAUUCUUCAGAUCCAAUUGGUCCUGCCGUUUCACUUUUUCAAAAAUCUUACUUUGAACUAAUGAAAAAAGCAUUGAGACCUGGUGGUAUAGUUUGUUCUCAAGCAGAUACGUUCUGGGGACACUUGAAAAAUGCCUCUUCUAUGCGGAGACACUGCAAAGACGUUUUUUUGAAAGCAGCAUAUGCUACUUCUUUUGUUUCCACUUACCCAGCUGGACAGAUUGGUUACGCAUUGGGCAGUCUAAAUGAGAAUACUGAUUUCAAAAAUCCAGUAUUUCAAUUAACUGACCAACUACGAAAAGAAAUGAAAUUGCGGUAUUAUACAACAGAAAUUCAUAGAGCAGCGUUUGCCUUGCCUGCUUUCGUAGUUGAUGCCAUAGAAGAAGACGACAAAACUUGUUAACAAAGUAAUUGUGAAUUUUAAAAGUUUUAUUGGUAUACAAUUAAUUGUAUCAGUAAAAUUAAACAUUUCAUAUAUUUUAUUUAAAAAUGUUACCAUCUUGUUCUUAAAAUAAUUACAAUGAUAUAUAUUUAUUUUAAUAAUAUUGAUUAUAUCUUUUUAUUAUUUAAAAUUAUAUAUUUUUAACUCUUA
Daktulosphaira vitifoliae (grape phylloxera) is the source of this 1311-nucleotide messenger RNA. It is a transcript of the gene SpdS, whose product is annotated as spermidine synthase. Gene Ontology annotation, molecular function: spermidine synthase activity. Gene Ontology annotation, biological process: spermidine biosynthetic process. The record is from RefSeq and is a predicted model, not a curated record. The transcript is spliced from 5 exons. Gene Ontology annotation, cellular component: cytosol. NCBI's taxonomy places the organism in Eukaryota, Metazoa, Arthropoda, Insecta, Hemiptera, Phylloxeridae. Bases 241 to 1122 code for a protein of 293 amino acids.